CACCAGCUGCUUUCUGCACUCUGGAGUUUUUGCUGCCUCUGAGCUCCCUUAACUCCUUUUGCCUCUGGUCCUUUGCUUAGCUUCCCCCUCUGCCCGUCUUCUCUUGCUUUAAAUCUCUCUCUAACUUUCACAUCGGCUUCUCCCACCCCCCUGCUCCCUCCCUUUUCCUGGAGUCUUAAAGGGGGAGAAGAAGAAGAAAAUAAUAAAAAAAAAACCUUCCCUUUUUUUAAAAACAUAGAUUAAUAAAAAAAUUAAACCCCAACCUAGAUGAACUACAAAUGAGAAAAAGGAAAAGAUGGAGCUGCACAUUCUAGAGCACAGGCUCAAAGUAGCCAGCAUAGCCAAGGAGAGCGUCCAGUUGUUUACCUAUGGAUUAAUCAAACUUGCUUUCCUUUCCUCCAAGACCAGGUGCAAGUUCUUCAGUCUCACGGAAACGCCAGAGGACUAUACGAUCAUUGUGGACGAAGAGGGGUUUCUAGAGCUCCCUUCGUCAGAACACUUGAGUGUGGCAGAUGCUACGUGGCUGGCUCUCAAUGUGGUUUCAGGCGGAGGCAGCUUCUCCAGCUCUCAGCCCAUCGGGGUGACCAAGAUUGCCAAGUCAGUAAUAGCGCCGCUGGCUGACCAAAACAUUUCUGUGUUCAUGCUGUCCACCUAUCAGACCGACUUCAUCCUGAUACGCGAGCGGGACCUGCCCUUCGUGAUGCAUACGUUGGCUGCUGAGUUCACCAUCCUCAGGGUCGUGAACGGGGAGACGGUGGCUGCCGACGACUUCGGGAUAACGAAUGGGUUUGUCAAGCCGAAAUUGGUUCAGAGGCCUGUUAUCCAUCCUCUUUCCAGUCCAAGUAAUAUGUUCUGUGUCACCAGCCUGGAUCCAGAUACCCUUCCAACUGUUGCUACGCUCCUAAUGGAUGUCAUGUUUUACUCCAAUGGAGUAAAAGACACGGUGGUGGGCAGUGAAGACUCUGGACACAUUCGCUUUUUCUCCUUCUCUCUCAUUGAGGGUUACAUCUCUUUGGUGAUGGAUGUACAGACACAGCAGAGGUUUCCUAAUAAUUUGUUGUUUACAAGUGCAUCUGGAGAACUCUGGAAGAUGGUUCGGAUUGGUGGGCAGCCACUUGGCUUUGAUGAAUGUGGAAUUGUCGCUCAGAUUUCUGAGCCUUUGGCCGCCUCCGACAUCCCAGCCUAUUACAUCAGUACUUUUAAGUUCGAUCACGCAUUGGUACCUGAAGAAAAUAUAAAUGGCGUAAUCAACGCACUCCAAGUCAGUCAAGCUGAAAAGCAUUAGACAUCUUCUGAGCUGGUUGCAGAUGCUUUUUUAUUAUUAUUCCUUUUCUCACAGUAUUUCUUGAAAAAUCUGACUCUGGAGAGAGAGAUUGAGGCGUCAUGAAAAGAGACUGUGAACUGAUGAGCAGAAGCAGAGGCAGCUCCAACAAGCUUUUUUUUUUUUUCCCUUUCUUUCUUUCUUUCUUAAAAGUGGGAGGGCGGGGAGUUGUUAUGAUGGUUUCCUGACAUUAAGACUCCAAAGCAAAAUGCUUUCCUGCUUUUUUGGUGUGAAAGGAAUUGCAGGUAGAGAUGCAGCCUCUCACUGAAAUGCAGAGGUAUAGACAGAUUGCAUACACAGGAGCUUUAGGGAGAGCUUCAAAACAACACCUGACGGGGAAGCGCUGCUUUUUUAGCAGAGAGCACGAAAAGCAUAAAUGAAAGAAAUGUGGAAUUAAAAGGAAAACAAAAUGUUGAACUGCAUUGAUCUUUCUACUAGCAUCAGACUAUAUAAAAAUGGUAACAAUCCCUUAUGAUCUAUGUUCAGAUUGGAUACUAUUUUCCUUCACAAUUCAAUGUUGUGAGAGGGUGGGAAAUAAACUAUUUAUUUUUUUUUCUUCUGCAAUUCAGAAUUGGCUGCACAGAGAACAUUACAGCAUGGUUCUUUAUUAAGGGCUGUCUUCUGCCGAUCUGUACUUCGGGGGCCUCUGUGUGCUGUUGAAGUUAUGUAUAUUAGCUCCGUUUUCCACAGCCCUCCAACAUCCUCUUGCUACAACAUUGUGUCCAGGCAUCCUUCCAAGCCCAAGAAAGUUUGCCAUUCUCUGAUGUCUGUUAUCUCAUGCCAUCCCUUCCCUUUUCCCCGAUCCCUAAACUCUUAACAUGUAGGGAUUGAGGAUGGUUGUCAUGAGUCCCACUUGCUUAACCAGCCUAAUAGAGGCAAGUGAUGUACGCUCAAAUCCACUCCCUUCCAUUCCUACUGAGCCACUUUCGCUCCCCUGAUGCUUUCCGCCACAGCUCUAUUCACAAGGGUAAGGAAGCAUCCGAAAGUCCUGAGCUCAUGGCUUUCUCAAAUCAGGUCUCUUCAUGGAGGCAACAUUGGUUUUAUCAGUGUAGCUCAGGGCUCUGUUGCCUUUCUACCACUCACGUCCUUCUACGGCCAAGGCUCUUGGUGAAUGUGUUGCCAUCCAGCAAAACGGUUGGCCAAGAGCGCUAUGCUUUUGCCCUAAGCAGGGGAUGUUGAUACCCAUGCCCUUGGGGUCCUAUUUAUUUCACCUGCUACAUAAUUUCUUUGGUGAAACAUGGUUCUGGCUUGGUUUGGUUUGGCUGCGAAGCUAGGUUCCAACCCAGUGGGAGUCUUUUCAUUGACUUAGUGGCUUUGAAGCAGGACCUCAGGGCUUUGUAUUUAGAAAAGGGACCGAGUUCUACAGAAAUGUGCUGAAACAUUGACCUGGUUCCUUAUCCCUGUGUUACCAGCUCUUUUAGAGGAAAGUGAUGUUGGUCUUUAAUAGGCAGCCCUAUGGCCUGCAAUCCCGCCGGGAGCUGCUUACAUUUUGACAGCCCCUUGCAAAAGCGAUGAGCCAGUGGGAACGAAGCUCAGUAGCCCAACAUUUUACCUGGUGCCAUGCAUCUUCUUCAGCCCACUUCAGAACUGACCCGCAGUCAGGACGGGAGUAAAGCCGAUGGUGAGCGUAGAGCAGGGAGGCUAAGCAUCACACAGGAGUCUGCAAUGAAUGCACCUGAAAUGUCGUAUGUCCGCAACAACCCGCUCUCUGGUGAGACGCAGGAAACUGAAUUUCCUUUGCAUCUUUUAACCUGUUUUACCUCUCCCCACACACUUUUUUUUUAAUUAAGAAAUUGUGGAUUCUGUAGCAUUAGUGAGGAUUUACAAUCCCAGUGUAACUUCAGAGAGAACCACCUACACAGACCUGCAUCUUGCAGAUUUUCUCCAGGCAUCUGUUCCCAAUCAGUACAUAUGAUAGAUAGAUAGAUAUUCAUACGUGUGUGUACAGACAUAGAUACACACACGCUGCUUACUGUGUCAUUCAGAUUAUACAAGGUUUGGGGAGGACUAGGUAUUAAGAGCUUGAUGUUUGGUUUAUUAGAAAGCUCACUCUAGCCCUGAUGUUGCAGUGCCUACAAAGUUAAUGGAGGAUACUUUGGGGAUUUUUUUAAUCAAUCUGUUAAACAGUUAAUGGAACUAGAGCAUCUUUAGGCAAUAACAUGGAUAUCUUUCCAUUUUAGACCCUAAUUCAGUCCACCAUCCCUAUUUCGUUACGUGCUUCACUUUUAAAUCCCUGCUUACGUUCCACUGACUUAAGCACAUGUUCAGGGUUAAGUGCUUCACUGAACUGGUCUGGGGCCUUGAAAAGAACAUUUUGGUUUCCCUUUAGGCAGCUUUUCAACUGCCCCAUGGAGAACUAUAGUAACUCUAGACUUGGGGGUUAAUGCUAAUUACAGUUAAGAUGCCCUGUGUCUGGAUAUUUGCUCGAGAAGGUGCUUUCCUCAUGCUCUUUUGCAGCAUAUACACAAACAUGGUCUCAAGUUGUGUAGUGUGAUGUUUGUUUUUAAUUUUUUUUUUAAAUAUCCCACCGACUGAAGGACUAAAAUUGCUCUACAAAACUGUUCUAUGCCUAAAGAGCCCUUAUGUCAAACCACAAGACCCAACUGACGUCUCGCUGAGCUGUUGGAAGGUUAUGGGGUUUGAUUAGUUGCUUUUCACAGCACAGCUGCUGUAGGGUUUUCAUCCAUUGGGAACGUGGAUGUGUCCCUUUGUGGGACUCUGGUUUUAUUUAGCGAUGCACAGGGUCCUUGAAUGAGAUCCGAACUGCCAUGUACUACUUGUCAUCCAAGGUUUUUGAGCAGUAGAGCUGCAGACUUUUUUGCAAUGUUGUGGGUCUAGAAAAUUUUGCGUAUCAAGGGUAUUAGCUAUCAGAAACUAUUAUUAAUUAGUUUACGCACUGGAGAGCAAUUACAUUUGUUACCCUCUCCGUGUGAUAUUGCUGCUUCCUAAGGGCGAAGACGUUUAUAUGAAGGGAUUACUUGAAAUGAGCAGCAACUUGACUGAGCCUUAACAGAAAGAAAAAUAAAGAUCUUGUUAUAAUUGUUAUUUACUCUGUACACUCAGGCUAUUCUAGAUGACAAUAUUUUUUUCCGAGGGAGAGGGCCUUACGUUUAUGAUGUUUACGGAUGUCUCUGGUGUGCUUUAAAACUCUCUUCACAAGGCAGGUCGAUAUGCUGUCAUAAAAACGUUAGCCUGGAAAAGUCACAUGGUGUGCUAUGACAUUGAGUGAAGUAUCUCUAAAAUUGCCAUAGGAUUAGAUGUUUUUUCCCCUCUCUUUUUGUCUUUGUAACCCCAGAAAACCUCGAUUGUUUUGGACAACUGUCUGGAUAAUUUGACGUGAUAGCUAAGGAGCCUUUGAAGGGCCAGUGCAAUAGGCAAGUUGCAGCCUGAUGAUGAGAACUAAGCUGUAAUUUCCAGCUUGGGGAAUCAGACCUGUGCUAACUCGGAUCAAGUUAAUAUGCUAAAAUUAGCCGUGUAGCCAAGGUGGUGCAAGUGGCAGGACAGGCUUGCCACCAGAGAACGUAUCUAGGAUUUCCGACGGGAUCUUACUCAAGGCAGCCCAGCCCGUCCGUUGCUUGUGCAGCUUCGCUGCUCUUCGUAGCAUGUUGGCUUGACCAGUGCUCAAGUGGGUACGUCAAGCCAAGCUGGAAACAACACCUCCAGCACCAGUAUAGACAUACCCUAAGAAACUAGUAAAACAACCAGGUUUGGUGCCAGGAUGGCGCCUUGAACACCCUAGAACUAGUUCAAGAUGUGAAUGGGAUCUUCAUGGCUUCAGCAUAUCUCCCUAAUUGGCUUGACCCAGGACCUCAGAUCCAAAUUUGGGGAGAGUUCAGAUUGGGAUCCUGCUCUGGCCCAUCUCUAGCUGGUACAAGGGCUGUGCGUUGCUCGUAUGUUACAACAGCUAUUAACUCUGCAGGCUACGCUUGCUGGCGACAGGAGGGGGAUCCCCUAACCUAAAGCAACAUGUCAGAGCUUUGUUUAAAAAAAAACCAAACCCUUCACAAAACCCUUUCUUUUAGCACCUGAGGAAAUCCAAGUGGAUGUACCUUCCUCUCAGUGCUGAUCCCAAACUACACCACGUACUCCAGUGCUGUGAGCUUUGGAGCCCUGCUGCAAACCCCCUUUCCCUCCAGCAUUGCAGAACGCUCCUGCAAGGGGCAGAGCAAGGAAAUCCAAGACACUCUGAACAUGCUCAGGAUGAGUGGGGUAAGGAAAGGAAUCCUUUCUUAGGUGUGAUCUGGAUUGCCACAUCCAUUUGGCCCUGCUGUCGCCCCUGCAGUCUUUAGCACCUGAUUUUGUGCAAAAAACAUAUCUUUUUAAGGGUUGGGUUUGUUUGUUUUUUAAAGCCUUGUAACAGUUGCGUCUCUGUAAGGAUCAGUGGAAUUGCACUAUUCCUUUAACAUUACAUAUAUGAGGGAAGAGUGGGAGAAAAGUGUGUAAGAGUGAUUCUGUAUUCCUUCAGGCAUUCUGUAUAAAUAAAACCAUGGCUCUGCCUUUAACCCACCAGCGCUGAACCUAACUGCGUGAGGCGCUCUCUGACCCUUUUGCUGUAGAGUUUUAUUCAGUUGUGGUUGCUGAUCCCAUUGGGUUUUUGAAGCUUACAUGCAUGGAAUCCUCUUCAUUUCCUCCUCUCCUGCUCCCAUGUUGGUUCCAUUGCACAAAAAUUCAACAACCACCAAAAUGUUUAUGUGCAUCUGUUUCUAAAAGGGGGCAAGGGAGAAGCAGUUCUCAGUCUCCUUCCUUAUUUCUUGGAGACCUUUGUUUUCUUAGUUACACACAUCAGAGGUUUAUAUUUCUAUGUAGCAAUGACUAAUUUUUGUCAUUUUUUCUAUUGGAUUUCAGCUGCAGAUUCCUUUUUGCUGUGCAAGUGUGCGAGUGUUUGUGUGUACGGUCAUAUAAAUGUAGCGUUUACAGAGAAAUACUAGUAUGUAUCUAUUGUACACAUAUAUAAAUACCUGUGUUUUCUGUUUUUAUGGGUAUAUACUAUACAUAGCAUAUAUACUUGAGCAAUAUAGGUUAAUAUAUACUGUGUGAAUGUGUGUAUAUCCUAGAUACACACUUAGCGUGUCUAUAUGUAAUAAGUACUGUAUGCACACAUAUAUUCACCAUAUAUUUUUAAUUCAAGUAUAUAGGCAAUAUGAAUAUUUAGAUAUGCUAUCUGGAUUUCUCAAACAUUUUAAAAAAAAGAGAAGCAGCUAAUGAAGCAGUGGCUUUUUUCACUUGUCGCCAGUAGGCAGAGACCUUUAAAAAUGUCCAGAGCAAAGUAUCUGCAGGCUGAUCUUGGUUUUGUCAGUUACAGAAAUCCGUCUUUCCUUUUCAGUUUGCUGCCUUGGGUGGAAAGCUUUCUAGAAAAAAUUGUGUGGUUUGUUUUAAUUGCUGCAUUGAAUUGCUUUAACAAGUCAAACAUGAAAGUUGUGUUUCAAAGUGCCUGUUCAAACCCCAGAGUCCAUGUGACGUAGAAUAGGGCGUCCAUCCAACUGCGUGAAGAAGUGCAGAACUGGGAUUUUGAUUUUAUUUUAUCUUUUGGCGUUCAUAAACCAUUUGUGUUUUAAGCAACCAAGCAGCUUUUCUAGCGUCCGCCUGUAGGAGGAGCACAGUCUGGAAAGCUGUGAAGGAAAACUUGUGAAAACCUGCUGCCUUUUGAGCCUGUGUUGACUAAAAAGUCAGCUAGUUCAGUGUGAAAUUCUCACCGCACUCUGUGCUAGUGCACGUAUGUUUCUUUGCUGGUGCUUGGGGUUUUCUAACUGGAUUUUAUCAUGAAGGGAUUUAGCUUUAUAGAAAUAGGCCAUUUUGGGGAGAUCUGUCUGCUGCUGAUUUAAUGGCAUAACAACAAGUUGCUGCUAAUGCCGGUGUUGCUAUUUAUUAGAACCUUAGUAUAUUUAUUGCCCCGAUUGAAGGUUUAAAUCAAUGCAUCAUUUUAUAACAGGUCGAAGUAGGAGGAGGGUUUUUUAAAAAUAAGAAUGAAGAAUCUUGAUGUGAUAUUUGAAAGUUUGUUGUUCUUGCAUCUCAUAAUCAGAAUCUCCUGACUUCCCGGAGUGGUGUUUGUAAGAACCCAGAUGGGAAAGGUACUUUACCAAAGACAGCAACUAGUUUUAUUUUCUUGCUUCUGUAAGCAGAUCCUGUCUAAACCACUUUAAGCUACCGACAUUUGUCUGCCCCAUAAGUGCAUAAUUGGACAUCCUUUUCGAGGUUUGGACGUUUUUCUUUUUGCAUCCCUUAAGAAACAGGUUUGCUUUUUGAAUAAUUCUGGAUUGUUGGUAUCUAACUCAAGAUUGUUAUGGGAUUAUCUCCUCUUUUCCUUCCUGUGGAGAGGUUUAGUUCAAGUCUCCUAUUUUGUAUGGGACUUUGAGGUUGUGGAAUCUGUGGUAGGCCUUGUUAGGAUUAGGAUCAUCUUAAUGGAAAUGUGGUUUCAAGAGAGUGAUUCUCAGGCAGCUAUUUCCAAUGUAUCUUUUUUUUUUUUUUUUUUUAAGUUUCCCUCUCAGUUUAGUCUGACUAUUCCCAGGGGCAGCCAGAGAAUGUUGUUGAACAGAGAUGAAUUGGGCCUUCUCCGUAACAAAGAACGUGCUGAUGUCAGAUCCUGCCGAGGCGGUGCAAGUGAAAUCUAGCAGUAAUUUACUCUUUAAGACCUGCCAUACAAAACACACAGGGCUCUUCGAGGCACAUUAUAGAAGAGAAGUGUUACUGGAAGUGAGGAUCCCUGGAGCCAGUGAAACUAUCCUGGAGUCCUUAAUCAGGUUCAGUUUAUCUAGAAUCUUAGAUUUUAUUUUCUUGGCUCUUCAAGGUCCAUAAGGAUGUCAAGUAGGGCAGCAUGCGUUUGCUAGAUAGUCACUUGGAGAGCCACCACAAACCUGGGGUCAGAUUCUGAUACCGUAAAACAGUCACAGUCUCGUAACUCCUCAACUCAUAUUAAUAAUUGAGUAGUGCCAUUGAAGCCAAAGAAACUAUUUGUGGAGUAAAGCACUAAUCAGCAUGAGUUAUCAGCAUCUGGCCCUGAAAAAUGUACCAUUUUUGUCAUCUUAAAUCUUCCAUAAUACACAGGCAUUUUUUGCUCCGACAGAUGUAGAUAACAUCAAGGAGCCAGAUUUUCAACUGGUGUUAAUUGAUAGAGCACCAUUGACUUCAGUGUCGACCUGGCAACUUCCACCAGCUUGGGGGCCUGACCUGGGAUCUUCCUAGUUCUUUUGGAACCCUCACAUCAAUGGCAGUAGUUUCACACGCAGGGCCUGGCCCCGUACUCUCCCCAAGGUAAAUCAGAAGUGAAUGGAGCUGCCGGUGUAAACCCAUUGCAGGUGAGAGCAGAAUUGGGCCCUUCACUCAAUAACCAGAAUGAAAGCAUGUACUGGAUGGUUUUAGGUCAGGCAGUGUGUGGGGAGGGACCCCUGUGGGUGAUAAAUGGUGUCAAGAUUUUGUUUCUGACUCUACAAGGCAGGUGACAGAUCUGGGCAUCAGGGUUUUGCUUCUGUCUGUGCAGGGCAGGUGAGGGCUCCUGGCAUCAGGAUGAGAGGCAUUGUUGAGGAGCAAACAUGGAAGAUUGGUCCCUGUUGCGAGGGAGGGUGUCUCAGAGUUUGCAACAAGGAGAGGUGAGGUGAGAUGCAAAACCAAAUGACGCAAAAGAAAUUAAUUUUGUUUUUAUUAAUCUUGCAAAAAGAACAAAUACGUCUUUUGUUUAGUCACAAAUCGAAGCUGAAUUGCAUUUUUUAAGACAACUUUUUUUUCCCUCCAGCCCAGUGGAGACCCCAGUCAGAAUCAGGUUGUUUUGUCUCUCAGAGCCAGCCUUGAGGAGAGAGAGUUAGCCCAUCCAAAAGUGGAAAUAUUCAGUAAAUCGUUCUAAUGCUGCAACCUCUUUCCCAGGAAAAGCCUCAGACCAUCUCUGAGGUAAGAUCUGGGUCACAAACUCCGGUGCCUGCACAGAGCCUAUUGCAGGAUCAGGGCCUUAGUUAAUAGCGUUACCUCAGUAGUCUUUUGACCAAAGUAGAGUGGGGGGUUGGCACGCUAGUUUAGGUCGUGGGACUUGAGCGGGAGGAGAGAGAGCGCCCCCAGAUCGAUUUGUUUUCUAUCUGGUUGCCCCCACUCUCUUUAUCAGGUGGGGUAUUUUUUUUGAGGGACGACCCCAUCCCUCCUGCCUGUGCAUUGUAUCUUCCUGAAAAGCAGAACCUUAAAAACAGAGUGAAGAAGGCAGAGAGGUGGCAAGUAACAUCUCAUGCCCUGUAGGCCGUGGUUUCAAGAGCGCCUCAUUCAACAGCUUAGCAAUGUUAUGGGAAUGAUGGAAAAUAUAUGUUGGGGGGAGGGGGGCAUUGCCCUGCUAGCCACUGGAGUGAUUGUGGGGGAAAUCAUAGACCAGCUGAGUCCAAACUUCAGCAGCUGUCUCACAAGCAAAAAUGUCUCCUAGAAGAAUUCAUUGAAGGAUAAGAAGUCGUUUUCUGGAGGAGCUUUUUUUUUAUUCUUCUUCUUUAUGGUAAGCAGCUUAAGGUAUCUCACUUAGCUGUUAUAGUGCAAUCUAUAAAUGUUGGAAUGGAUGAAACUUUUAUUACCCACCAGAUAGUAAAAUCCAGUACUUCUUUUGCCAAAUACAAGUGUGUGUGUUAUGUGUGUGUGUAUGCUACCUAAGAAAUAUGGAUGCCCACUUCCCAUCUCUACAUGCAUAUAUGCCUCUAUAAUGUGUCCAUUAUACAGACAUCUAUGUACAUGAAUUAAUAGAAAUGGAGCAUACAGAUCCCUUAGACAGCUUUGCACUUCUCAGGCAGCAUGUAAACAUAUAUGCACAUGCAUAUGUGUGGGAGAUUCUUUCCAUUAUUCAGUCCUGUAUUCCUGUGGACUGAUGCUAAACUAAAAAUCUAGUAUUUUUAAAUGAUCUCUGCUUUACUCUUUCCCAUGCACCUUCCCCCCCCCCCAAAUCUAAUCUUCACUUGGCUCAGCUUAGUUUAAACCAGUAAAUAUGUGUGCAGUAUGUAUGCUAAUAGCCUUAAGUCGGCCCCACUAGACUGUAUGCCAAUAGAACUGGCCAUUUCCCUGUAUCCAGAAAGACAACGACAGGCUCUGAUCCCAUGCCGCUGAAGUCCACAGGAAUUUUGCCAUUGAGUUUGAUGGCUCCCUAAGCUAGAACUGAGUUGCUGCUUGCCGGUAGUGACUGGAGAACCGAACUGAAACCACAGGGAAGAGAGUUGGAAGCUGAUGAGAGGGUCGGGGCCAAAAGGAGGCAGCAGUGGCUUUACCAGCAACAGGAGAGAAUUAUACGAGAGGAGCCAGAAAACACUUAGCAAAGGCAGGAGGACGGGAGCAUUCUUUUGCUCUUCACUUCAUACAUGAAAAACUAACUCUUUUACUUUAACAAGGAUCAAAACAAAAGCCCAUAGACUCUGUAGAGGGAACAUUGGCCAGGCAUGGCCAUAAAUCUCAUAGCAAACACUCAAGCCAAGAUGCUGUGAAACUGGCUCAUCUCGCCCCCCACCCUCUACUUAGAGAUGCAAUUCACCCCAUGCAGAGGGUCAUCUCAAGGCUCCGUAGCACUUCUGAUCCACUUUAAGUGACACACAGGAGAUGGACUGGCCCUGGACAAAGGGGCGAAUGUCACCUUCAGUUUGUACUGUAUAAGAGGCCGGUUUUCACAUGGCUCCGGUGGCCGUAGCAAGUUGGUUUUGGUCUGAGUUUGUCUUUGGUCCACUUGAUAUGUUUUUUUUUUUUAUCUGCCCUGAGCACUGGCGGUAAAAUGAAGAUAUGGCUGAGUUUUGUACAGCUGCAAGCAGGCUGCCCCUGCUUACAUGGUAAUACCUCAGACAUAACAGUUACUAUAAUAUCUGCUGAAGGAGUAUGAAUGGUUGCAAAUGCUCAGGACCGGGGCAUAGCCAUGGUUGUGCAUAAGCACUUCUAGCUAGAACUCACCAUCUUCUUUCACUGGCUACUCAAAACCCCCAUCUUAUGCCAGUAGGGCAAGAUCACAAAAAUGGUUUCAUUCAUAUUUUUGUUUCCAGUUGCUGCAUUUUAUUGAUCAGUGAAAGGCAGUGUUUAUGCAGUAGGGGUUUUUAAGCCUUCCGGUGGGAUAUUGUGGGUUUGAUACCAGCCUUCAUCAUUUACAAUAAUAGCUGCUUAAUAAUAAUAAUUCUUACCAGUUAUUUUCUAAUCUGAAAAUGAACUAAUACCAAGUUCCUAGUUCUCUUAGCCUUCUGUGCUAAAAAGAGAAACACCCCCACCAUUUUCCCCAGUCUGAUUUUUAUAGAGAGAGAACUAUUCUGAACACCAAUGUUUAAGGCUCCAAUCCAGCAAAGCAUGUGUGUUAGCUUCUUUGCAUGCUUAAAACUAUGCACAUGUUUAAGAGUGGAUGCUGGAUUGCAGGGGAAUGGGGGGGGGGGCAUUUGAAUUGAGUGCAUCACAUGUGAAUAUGCACCUCCUUUAAAAUGAACCCAGUCUCUAAACCUCAGACACGUUAUUUUCACAUGAGCUGAAAGUGAGCGAGGCUAUUUUCCCCUCUCUUGGCCCAAGCUUUUAGGGGCAUUUAACUGCUAGAAAACUCUUACUUCGGGCACUGGUUUGACAGUGAACUUAUAGCUUUGUUUCUCCUCUGUGCUUCUCAGCCUGUUGUUGCAGCCAUGUCAGUGAUGGGUCAGGCUAACUGGUGCUUUUAUGGUACGUGUCAGUGACUGAUGGGUCAGGCUAGCUGGUGCUUGUAUGGUACAUCCUGGAAUAUGUUGAACUGCCGAAGUGUUGCAGUAGGGACAGCACAAAGGCUGAGAAUAGAAACAAUGGUGUGGAAAUUCAUCCCAGCUGUGAACAGUUGGGGGGACUCUCUCAGCGGGUCCCCCUGGCUUAUAUACGGGGGGGGGGGGGGUGUGCACGUGUUGGAAGUCAGCUGUCAAAAGGCUGAAGUCAGUGUAAUUACACCAGGAUGUGGCCUGGUAUCUUCAGUUUUUUGCAUUUCCCGUGAUGCAGUACAGGGGAGCCAAAGAGGGGCAACUUGUGGGGACCACACUUCCCAAAAUGCAGGGGUUCUGGUUUUAAUCCCAAAGCAGAAGGUCACAGAUCAAGCUGGGUCUGAUAAGCUCCAUAGGCUACGGUGACUCCGUUAAAGAUUAGGGUCAGAUGUCGUCUUUUCCUUUUUAGGCAGAUUAGGCUGAUGCGGUUGGCAAAUUGUCAGUACAGCCCUUGUGUAGGCAAAGCUGGGGCAUCAAUUAUCUGCCGCCUUGGGCUAUACACCCCUGACAACGCUGAGACUCAAAACAUAGUAUUAAAUGCAAGAUUUGGUGACAGGACAGUUCCCUUGUGCAGUAGCCACAAGAUCCCUCUGUUUAAGAGCUGAUAUCUUUCGACCUGCAAUAUCUAAAACAGCGUUGUCAAGCUCUCCUGAUACUGGGUGGGUUCUUAAAGCCCUAACUGCUGGAUUCAUGUGAAUACAUGAAAAUCCCAGCUUUCUUUUUUUUUUUUUUUUAAAUAAGUUUUUACCAGUCUUGGUUGAGCAGAAAAGCUUGUAAAGGUGACCUGAGUCCACCCUAAAAGCUCUGAAACCAGAAAGCAAAGAAAAAGAACCCCAAAUUUAUCAUUUUUUAAAAAAUCUUGAUUUUUUUUUUUUUUUUUUUUUUGAGUCCAGAUUCAUGAUUUUUGAAUGCUUUAGGUUGGCAAUACUGCUAAAGCAAAAAUCCUUAUGUAAAAAGCUGGCCCCUCAGUGUACCUCUGGAAAAGCAGAGACCUUUACCCUUAGCAAGACUACAAUGUGUGUUAGAAGAGAGAGAUCCUUAAGCAUAACACAUUGUCUUGAGCAUUCAUGGGUGUGUCAGGGCUGUUCUAGACAGUUACUGGGUUAACCUGCAGCACUAUGCAUAGAUCGUCUAUUUAGCUAGUCUCGUCUUGAAGAAAUAAUUGAAUUUUGAAUGUCUCCUUUCUGCCAGCUGUUCUCCAUGUUUUCCUUUUGGGUUUUUGUGCAUGUGUGGUGCCGUUUCACAUAGGCUGAGGUGAAAUCCAGUCAGUCAGUAUUCAGGAACAUCUCGUUGGCAGAUUUUUGCUUGUAGGUUAAGUUUACCAAAAAAGACAGUUUUGCAAGAGAAGCUUCCAGUUUUUCCUUUGUACAUUAGGAACAGGAAAUAUCUGCUUUGAGGUGAAGACCUAGGCUUUACUUCUGUUGUGUAUUUCAUUAAAAAAAAAUAACUUCCCCUCCCUCAAUAUCAUCACCACCACUACCACCACCGUAUCCCUCCACGGCCGCUCGUUCUCAAAUCGGCAGGUUUUGGUGACUAAAGAAUGUUCUAUCUGGGCAGCACCGGGCUGACAAUUAGAACGCUCCAAGGGCCCCAUUCUCUUUUAUGCCAAAGUCACUUUACGCCAGUCUGGCAGUGUCCAGGGACAUUCAAGUGGGUGCAGACUACCUUCACGCCCACUUUAAAGCCUCUUAGCCCUGCCAGAGCAACGAAAAAAGGGGCCUUCGUAUCAACGAAAAUUAGACCCGUUUGCUACUCCCAUCUUCUUCUGGGUUUUUAUUUGCUCUGACUGUAGCGUAGGGGGCAGGAGGGAGAAUACAUUUGUUGGUUUUGAGGUGGGGGUUGUUUUUUAAAGCUUCUCUGGGAAGGAUAAGAAUGUCCAUUUUCCUAGUGUUUUUGAUGGCCUCUUUUGAGUGCAAUUCUGAAAAUAUUUCCCAACGCAAAGGCAAUCCUUGGUCGUCAGCAGACUUCCUCUAAAGGCGUGGGACUACCCGCUGCUGCUAUUAAUAACCACAUAGGUCUUAAUCCUGCAAUUGAUGGUAGGUCGGUGACUGCUGCUGUCAGUUACAGGGUCUGUGGCCUUAGGCUCUAAUUCGGCAGCGUUUCCUUCCAGCACAAACUUCCUUUCUCCGUUAUUUUUUGAGGUCAACCAAAACUAGGCCCUUGAGCCCACAAUGAUGGUGUCCGACUGUAAUGACAGUGUUCCCAUUUAGCGAAUGGAUCAUACCUCUCCAGUGUUCUCUAACACUAUGCUUGGAGGUCAUGUAUGUAAUGCACCAGCUCUCAGUGCCGGAUGCUGUAAACUCUUACUCAUAUGAGUAGUUAUCCUCGCUGGCUCCAGUAGGAAUAUGGAGGGCCAGGCCCGAGCUCCUUGGUGGGCCCAGGCCUGGUAGAUGGAAUUUUGAAAUGGGGGGGCUGAAAUCCUGUUUCUGGAUCUGAGGCAAAGAAACCAGAGAGUGAGGCUUUGUAGAGGGGGCUGUGUCGGACUUUCCCAACAGCUUGAUGGGCAUCAGUGUUACUUUGCUUCGAACAACUGGACCCUAGACUGCACCCUGAGAACUUUCAUUUGGAUGGGCUAUUUUAAUGGAAUGACCGUGCCAAUUCUUAGCUGAGCAUUUUGGGACAGACUCGGGUGUGGAACUUGAAAGAACCCCCUUGCAGUCAGAGAUUUACGCCAGUGUAAACUCUGUUGCAGUUAGCGGAGUUACUCCAGAUUUACCCUAGCGUAACUCACAUCAGAAUCUGGCUCUUUCCCUAGGGCACGUCGCUGCUAAUGGCCGUUUUAUUAGUGUUUCAAUUUGCUUGAACAGGGCAUUGAUUACUCUCUUUCUUGAAUUAAAAAAUCCAACCCUGGUCCGAAGUACUGGUCAGCAGACUGAAGCAGAUCAUAGUCAGGAGGCUGUUGUAUGGCUCAGAUUUUCUGGCAAAUAACCAGAUCAGAGAAAUUCUUGGUCCUAAGCCUUGCCAACCCUAGGACCUACGGCCGGUCACUCUUCCCACCUUGUGCUUCAUUCAGCCCAGUUGGAAAACUGGGAUAAACACCACUGAAAUCUCCAGAGACUCCUUGAACACAUUGCAUUUGAGCUGAACUUUCCUCUAUAACUUAAUCAUCAGUAGGAUACAUUCAAGCCCCAAAUGGCAUCUGAAUUUCUGGCAAACACUCCUGGUGCUGAAAGCAAACUUGUUGCUGUUCUCUUACAGUGGGGUGUGGGGGGCUGGGGGUGUGAAAAGAAACAUUUGGUAACACAGCCUUGUUUAUUUCCAUUGUGUUCUGUCUUUGCUAGUGUCAUGCAGAUACAGGAAUUUACAAAGCCGUUCCUUAAUUGGAACCAUCUUUUUUUUAAUUGGGAUAAAUGAUGUGAUGGAGGCUUUUCUUUAAAAAAAAAAAAAUGCUACAGAAAGCAGCUAACUUAGGGGGCAGUUCACCCCUAUGCAAGGGACUGGGGCAACCCCUGUGUUCUCUAAGACUUCAAUCCUGCACAGACUGCCGCACGUACGCACGUUGAGUGACUGAGCUGAAGCCAGUGGGGCUGUGUGCAGCUCGCAGAAUUAUGCCCGUGUAUCAGUCUUUGCUAGGUUGAGGUGGAAAGGCUUCAGUCAGAUUGAAAUAGUUGGUAGCCCUUGUGCCAGCCCUCUGCACAGAGGUGAAUUUCACCCUCUCACGUUGCAACAGCAGUGAAGGAUCUCGUUCUUGUACGAAGCGUGGAGCUGGACGAUGGAUGGUUUUGCUUUACACGGAGAGUGCACAUGCUUAUUUUACUUGCUGGGUCUUUUGCUGAAACUCGAGAUUUAUUGUACUGUAUGGAAAAGAAGAAAAAAAAACCCUAAUGUUCCAAAACAAAUGACAGUAUAUUUUGUACUUUGUAAAGUGUUAAUUAAAAUGGGGGGAAAAAAGUGAAACAUACGCUGUCUGCUUUUGUACUGAUCAAACUGAUUCAAAUAAAGCAGAGCUUGGCAUUGUCUUUA
Messenger RNA from Trachemys scripta elegans, 15972 nucleotides. RefSeq names its product cytosolic arginine sensor for mTORC1 subunit 2 (gene CASTOR2). The transcript has 9 exons. The record is from RefSeq and is a predicted model, not a curated record. Gene Ontology annotation, cellular component: cytosol. NCBI's taxonomy places the organism in Eukaryota, Metazoa, Chordata, Testudines, Emydidae. Gene Ontology annotation, biological process: negative regulation of TORC1 signaling; cellular response to L-arginine. Bases 296 to 1285 code for a protein of 329 amino acids.